This is a messenger RNA of Aspergillus luchuensis, 1371 nucleotides long. RefSeq names its product esterase/lipase family protein. Bases 1 to 1371 code for a protein of 456 amino acids. NCBI's taxonomy places the organism in Eukaryota, Fungi, Ascomycota, Eurotiomycetes, Eurotiales, Aspergillaceae. The transcript is spliced from 2 exons. The record is from RefSeq and is a predicted model, not a curated record.
AUGUCAACGCGAGAAAAAACUGCCAUGAAGAAGAUUUCUGAAGCUUUUCAACUCUUCGGAGGUGGACGAAGAAAGGAUAUGGACUCUAGCUCAAGGGUUGACCCGCCGAACUUAUCACAGUCGUCUGCCCAAGCCUCGUUCCCCCUCGGAUUCCCUGCCGGCGUCGAAGUUCUGCAUGACUGUCCCAACGCUACGGUCGAUAUAUGUUUCGUCCAUGGCUUGUCGGGUGACCGAACCACUACUUGGACUGCUCAGGACCAGUCUGAUCCAUGGCCCAAAACGCUUCUUCCGUCUAAGCUCACCACCGCUCGUAUAUUCACUUACGGCUAUGAUGCCUAUGUGGUGCGGCGGUCGGUUGCUGGAUCCAAUCGCUUAAUCGACCAUGCCACAGAUCUCUUGAACGACUUGACAACGGAUCGAGUUAAUCAUAAUGCAACGUCUCGCCCAAUCAUUUUCGUCGCUCACAGUCUAGGCGGAUUAAUCUGCAAGAAAGCUAUUCUGAGCUCCCGGAACAACCCUGAAGUCCAUCUACAGAAUAUCUUCAAAUACACUAAAGGCGUCAUCUUCAUGGGCACUCCACACAAGGGAUCGUGGAUGGCAAAGUGGGCCAAAAUUCCAGCUGAGCCUCUUGGACUGGUGAAGUCUAUGAACAAGUAUUUGCUUGAUAUCUUGCAGACGGAUAAUCAGUUUCUCCAAUCUAUCCAAACCGACUUCUUGUCAAUGAUUCGAGAACUCCAAGGCAACAGCAGACGCCUAGAAAUCACGUGCUUUUAUGAAGAGUUGUCCAUGCCUGGAAUCGGCAAAGUUGUUUCGAGAGAUUCGGCCACUUUUGAGGGCUAUAAUCCGAUGAGCAUCCACGCCGAUCAUUGUAAUAUGGUUCGUUUUAGCUCUGCAAAUGAUAAUGGGUUUAAAAGGCUGCUUGGAGAGUUAGUUCGAUGGGAGAAAGAGGAGAGAGAGGUCAGGUCUCUGCUAGAGCAUACUGAUGGACUUGCCAGUUGCACUUCCACCCGUGAACGACAAGCUAAGCGCGGUCGUGACAGCUUAGACGAAACUGUAUCAAAACGCCGCCACACAGCCUGGAAAAAUGAUUCCCAGGAAAGGGAUUAUUCCGAUGACACUGACUAUGAUGGAAGCAGCAUCUUUGGUGGUAUAGAUUACGCCGAGGAGCAUACCGCUGUGCAACCCAGUCAAGUAACUUGCAGCGGAGAUGGCUCAGAGAGUGAGGACCCAGAAGAAGACACCAGUGACGAAUACUUUCGAAGUUCUGAAGAUAACGAGGCACAUGAUGAAAAUCUUACAGACAAAUUUGCGCCGUUUUCUCAAAACACGGUUCACUCGGACGAAGAUAGCGGUGAUGAGACGGACUGGUAA